AUGCCUCCGACGUCGUGUCGAGCGUUGGUGAAAGAUUAUUGCUCUAACUGUACAUUCGCUGGCGUUCAUUUCAUAGCUGACGACACAAAGCACUGGUCAGAAAGAUGGUUGUGGUUUCUUCUGGUGGUGCUGUGUUGGUACGGGUCUGCGCUGCUAAUCAUCGCAGCGUGGGACGCCUUCGUCCUCAGCCCCAUCAGCUUCGGAGUGGAGACCACGUACACCGAAUGGAACACCAAGAUGCCUGCCGUGGCGGUCUGCGAGAUCGUGCAAGACAAGCAAUACAAACAAAAGAUUUAUGAUGUGUCUGAUUCAAUUUGGACACCCGAUCAUUUGUUAGACCUGGAAGACGCCUUAGAGGACAUAACAUACUUCCGUGGAUCGUGCCACACCCUCGUGGAUGUAUGCUAUAACACCAAGGAACCUGACUAUCAAUGUCCCAUGUCUAACUACAGCUACUACGCGAACCUCGUCAGAUGCGAAUGCCCACAGUUAUUGAAGCAAUGCUCGUACAAUGGAAAAUUGUUUCCUUGCUGCGAAUACUUCCAGCCUAUAGAUACAGAAAUAGGCCGAUGUUAUAUCAUCAACUCUAUUCAGACUAAAGAACCCAACCCUUAUCCGAUGGUGAGCAAUUUAACAAACAAACGUGGUGUCCUCAGAUUUGAAGUAAUGUUAGGCGCUAUGAUAUACACCUUAGGAGAAGAUGAGGUCCCGACCAUAACAACGUUGCAAUCAUCUACGUUAAAAUUACAGCUAGGACACAUUUUUAAGCGCCAUGUGGCUGUAAAGAAUAUAGAGAACGACCCCCUGGUAACGGAAACGACCCCGGAGCAAAGAGCUUGCUUCUUCCAUCACGAGAACGAAAAGGGGUUGUACCCCCACUACUCUUAUAGUGCGUGCACUGUACUCUGCAGGAAGAAGGCUCAGCUCGACAUUUGUCAGUGCAACGAUCAUUUCAUGCUGGGGACUUCGGAGGCCGAGCGCUGUAACAUCUCAGGAAUGGCGUGUCUGAAUGCUAAUAGCAACAACCUGACCACGCUGAAGCCACGAUGGGCAACUCGUCCUGGUAUGGUCUGCGAUUGUACACCCUCUUGCACCGAAACAGAGAUCACCGUCAUCAAAGAUGUUCAGACGUCGGGAUCACAUAACAGCAAAAAGGCGAUUGUUCACGUAAUACUGGCACGUAUGUCCACGGAACGUUUCAAACGUAACGUAGUACGUAGUCGACUAGAUUUAGUCGUAUCCCUCGGCGGGACAACAGGACUCUUCCUCGGUGCGAGUCUGCUAAGCUUCGUGGAAUUCAUAGUGUAUUUCACGGUACGUUUCACCAGUAACAUACUGAUAGAGCAAAGGAAAAACCAAAACGUCAAACCUAAACACAAACGUGCAGUUAGAUUUUAAAGCAAAAUUACUUUGGCUGCUACACCACUAGUUAAAGUAAAGAAGUCGUGCAGUGGAAUCAGAGAUUACCUACGCACUCUUUGUAUUAUUCAUUUUCAAAUCUAUUCUUCCUUCUGCUUUGGAACAGUAAGUACUUACUUUCUUUGAAACAAAUCACUUUACAAAAGGAAACAACGACAGACAAUGUAUUUGUUGUUUUCACCUACAUUUGCUUAUUACGUAGCAUCCACAGCGCAAUCCCCCAAAUAUGUUCUUAAAAUGCAAUU
Pectinophora gossypiella (pink bollworm) is the source of this 1664-nucleotide messenger RNA. Its product is annotated as sodium channel protein Nach-like. Bases 1 to 1398 code for a protein of 465 amino acids. Gene Ontology annotation, cellular component: membrane. Gene Ontology annotation, molecular function: ligand-gated sodium channel activity. The record is from RefSeq and is a predicted model, not a curated record. Gene Ontology annotation, biological process: sodium ion transmembrane transport. NCBI's taxonomy places the organism in Eukaryota, Metazoa, Arthropoda, Insecta, Lepidoptera, Gelechiidae. The transcript is spliced from 9 exons.